Molecule: messenger RNA, 3904 nt
Organism: Limulus polyphemus (Atlantic horseshoe crab)
Lineage: Eukaryota; Metazoa; Arthropoda; Merostomata; Xiphosura; Limulidae
Product: pre-mRNA-splicing factor ATP-dependent RNA helicase PRP16-like
Biological process (GO): mRNA splicing, via spliceosome
Cellular component (GO): intracellular anatomical structure; spliceosomal complex
Molecular function (GO): ATP binding; RNA binding
Source: RefSeq, a predicted model, not a curated record
GCCAGCUUUAUGCAUAAACAAACUGAAGAGGAAGUCCAACUAAAUGAUAGAGGAAAAAGUAUUCAAAUAUCUAUAUAUGAGAUGAACCUUGAUCAUCAAUCCAUUCAUCGUUUAGAAGGUAUUCAGGAAGAAGUUGGAGGAUUAGUAAUUAAAAAACCAAAAUCACAAGCGGGUGAAAAUGUUGUAUUUAAACCACCACAUCCUAAAAAAUCUCUUCUUGGUCUGGAUGUCCUGGCAGCUCAAAAGAGAAAAGAAAAAGAAUUCAAUGAAGUAGAAGAAAUGAAACGCUCAAAAGUUUCAUCAUAUCAGAAUGACUGGGAUGAAGAUGAAGAUGUUGAAGAGGAUGAUGAUAAACAUUCUAAAGAAAAAACUCAUGCAAGGCACUACCGAGGAUCAAGAGUAGAGACACCCUCUUAUACAGGUGGUGUCAGCAAUGAAUUUAAGGAGCGACUGUAUGAGCGACAAGACAGAGAUCGGGAACGUGGAGUCUAUGCUUCUAGUUCUAAAUCCAAAGACAAAGAAAGAACGAAGGAGAGAGAUUAUAGAAGAAGUAAAGACAAAAGUUCUCGUCGAAGUGAAAGAAGUAGGGACAGAGACAAAUCAGAACGAUAUUCUGAAUAUUCAAGCAGGCGUUCCCACAAAGACUGGGAAGAGACACCACGGCGAAGAGAGGAACCUUCAACACCACAAAUCAGGCCAAAAGAUACUCCAUCUAGGUGUAAUUGGGAAGAAGAUGAUGACAGUACUCCAUCAAAACAUUCUUCAUGGGAUCUUCCAACUCCUUCCUCUCGCUCUGGCAGAAGUAACAAAAGUGAGCGUAGUGUCCUUUCAGAAAGAAAAAACAAGAAAUACCACAGUGAUACACCUCUACCCACCCCAGCCUACAAGUACAAUGCUUGGGCUGCUGAUCGUAAAAAAACUGGAGCAACACCGAGGACUUUAGAAGAUGCUGGCAAAACAAACAUGCCAUGGGCCUCAGAGGAGGAUCGUUUUGCUUGGGAGGAAGAACAAAAACGUUUGGAUCGAGAAUGGUAUUCCAUUGAUGAAGGUUAUGAUGAGACACACAAUCCAUUUGGAGGAAUGUCCUCAGAAUAUACAAAAAGGAAAGAAGAAGCUCUUGAAAAAAAAAUGAAGCGCAUGUCAGCACAGCAAAGACAGAUUAAUAAGGAUAAUGAAAAAUGGGAGACUAAUCGAAUGUUAACCAGUGGAGUUGUUCAAAAACUUGAGUUUGAUGAAGACUUUGAAGAGGAUAAUGAAGCCAGAGUCCAUUUACUUGUCCAUAACCUGGUGCCUCCAUUUCUUGAUGGACGUAUUGUAUUUACAAAACAACCAGAACCAAUAAUUCCUGUCAAGGAUCCUACUUCUGACAUGGCUAUUGUUUCAAGAAAGGGAAGUGCAAUCGUAAAGCACUUUCGGGAACAAAAGGAGCGUCGUAAAGCCCAGAAGAAAGAAUGGGAACUAGCUGGAACAAAACUUGGUGACAUUAUGGGUAUCAAAAAAGAAGACGAAAAGAGUAAAGAAGUAAAUGAAGAUGGUGACACAGAUUAUAAAGCUGAUCAUAGAUUUGCCAAGCACAUGCAAGAAAAGGAUGAAGCUUCAAGUGAGUUUGCUAAGAAGAAGUCCAUUUUACAACAACGCCAGUACUUGCCAGUAUUUGCUGUUCGUCAGGAGCUGCUGACUAUUGUUAGAGACAACAGUGUUGUCAUAAUUGUUGGAGAAACUGGUUCAGGGAAAACAACGCAGUUGACACAAUAUCUCCACGAAGAAGGCUACAGUAAAUAUGGCAUGGUGGGAUGCACCCAACCUCGACGUGUUGCUGCUAUGUCAGUAGCAAAGCGUGUUUCUGAUGAAAUGAGUGUGAAUUUGGGAGAUCAAGUGGGAUAUGCCAUUCGAUUUGAAGAUUGCACGUCAGAGAAAACUUUGAUCAAGUACAUGACUGAUGGUAUUUUACUACGAGAGUCUUUAAGGGAACCUGAUCUAGACAAUUAUAGUGCUAUAAUAAUGGAUGAAGCUCAUGAACGUUCUCUAAACACAGAUGUUUUGUUUGGACUGCUAAGAGAGGUUGUGGCUAGAAGAAAAGAUUUGAAACUUAUUGUUACCUCAGCAACAAUGGAUGCUUCAAAGUUUGCCUCUUUCUUUGGUAAUGUCCCAGUUUUUACAAUUCCAGGACGAACAUUUCCUGUUGAGAUUUAUUUCAGUAAAAACCCUGUUGAAGACUAUGUUGAUGCUGCUGUCAAGCAAGCAUUACAGAUUCACUUACAACCCAGUAUUGGGGAUAUCCUAAUUUUCAUGCCUGGACAAGAAGAUAUUGAAGUUACUUGUGAAUUGAUAUCAGAGAGGCUAGGUGAAAUAGACGAUGCUCCCCAAUUGGCUAUUCUUCCGAUCUAUUCUCAGUUGCCAAGUGACCUUCAAGCGAAGAUCUUUCAAAAGGCUCCUGAUGGAGUUCGAAAGUGUGUGGUAGCCACAAACAUUGCAGAAACAUCUUUAACAGUGGAUGGGAUCAUGUUUGUCAUUGACAGUGGUUACUGUAAGUUAAAGGUAUACAAUCCAAGAAUAGGUAUGGAUGCCUUACAAGUGUACCCAAUUAGUCAGGCUAAUGCAAAUCAAAGAUCUGGAAGAGCUGGUAGGACAGGGCCUGGUCACUGUUUCCGGCUUUACACAGAAAGUCAGUACAAGCAGGAAUUGCUGGUGACAACUGUGCCAGAGAUCCAGAGGACCAACUUGUCAAAUGUAGUUUUGCUCCUCAAGUCUCUGGGAGUCCAGAAACUAUUACAGUUUCAUUUCAUGGAUCCUCCACCAGAGGAUAAUAUGCUUAACUCCAUGUACCAAUUGUGGAUCUUGGGUGCAUUGGACAAUGUGGGUAACCUUACUCCACUUGGACGUAACAUGGUUGAAUUUCCUCUUGAUCCUGCACUGUCAAAGAUGCUCAUUGUUUCCUGUGAAAUGGGGUGUAGUUCUGAAAUUCUGAUUAUCGUUUCCAUGCUGUCAGUACCGGCAAUAUUUUACAGACCUAAAGGACGAGAGGAAGAGAGUGAUGCUGCAAGAGAAAAAUUUCAGGUCCCAGAAAGUGAUCAUUUAACAUUUUUAAAUGUUUAUCAACAGUGGAGUAACAACAGCUACUCAUCAUCGUGGUGUAAUGAACACUUCAUUCAUGUAAAGGCUAUGAAAAAAGUUCGAGAAGUUCGGCAACAGCUGAAAGAGAUCAUGGUUCAGCAGAAAAUGGACAUUGUGUCGUGUGGAAGUGAGUGGGAUGUUAUACGGAAAUGUAUCUGUUCAGCAUACUUCCAUCAAGCUGCUCGCCUCAAGGGAAUUGGAGAGUAUGUAAACUGUCGUACAGGAAUGCCAUGCCAUCUUCAUCCUACAAGUGCCCUUUUUGGCAUGGGCUUCACACCAGACUACAUAGUCUAUCACGAACUUGUAAUGACAGCAAAGGAAUAUAUGCAGUGUGUAACAGCAGUUGAUGGUCAUUGGUUGGCAGAGCUUGGGCCCAUGUUCUAUGCUGUCAAGGAAUCAGGAAAGUCUCGAUUGGAAGGAAAGCGUGCGGCAAAAGAAAAUCUAUCUCAGAUGGAAGAAGAGAUGGUCAUUGCAGAGGAGCAGUUGAAGAGACGGAAAGAAGAACAAGAAGCUAAAAAUCAGUUUUCUAGUAGAAGAAGUAAUAUUUUAACACCAGGACGGAGAGAACCAGGAACUCCAGUCACUCCCAGAAGAACUCCUGCUAGGUUUGGAUUGUGAAUAAUACUGCAUUAUAACUAAGGUGUAAAUAAACACUUGUGUAAAUAUUUUAUACUGCUGAUUAAGUUACCUAUUGACAUUUACAACCAGUGUGUAAUGCUUUGUUUUAAUAAUCCUGUAAAUACGUACGAGUGUAAAUAUUGUAUACUGCUCAUUAAAUUACCUGUUAACC